Molecule: messenger RNA, 657 nt
Organism: Scedosporium apiospermum
Lineage: Eukaryota; Fungi; Ascomycota; Sordariomycetes; Microascales; Microascaceae
Product: NADH dehydrogenase
Exons: 5
Coding region: 1-657 (218 amino acids)
Biological process (GO): mitochondrial respiratory chain complex I assembly; mitochondrial electron transport, NADH to ubiquinone
Cellular component (GO): membrane
Molecular function (GO): 4 iron, 4 sulfur cluster binding; NADH dehydrogenase activity
Source: RefSeq, a predicted model, not a curated record
AUGCUCUCGACGACGAGACAGCUGCAGCGGGCAGCUCCCAGCGUCGCAGUGGUGCGACGAACACUACCCGUGGCCUUCGGAACCGCGAGGCGAAGCUAUGCCACGCCUUCCGGCCCUCCUCCCUCUGGAUUCAGGAUCACGAAGAAGCAGACGUGGGAGAGCCACCCCGAGUCGACGAUGGACUACGUUGGAAAUUACUUCCUGUUGACCGAGAUGUUCCGCGGCAUGUACGUGGCGCUUGAGCAGUUCUUCAGGCCGCCUUACACCAUCUUCUAUCCCUUUGAGAAGGGUCCCAUCUCCCCCAGAUUCCGUGGUGAGCACGCGUUAAGACGGUAUCCUUCCGGCGAGGAACGCUGCAUCGCCUGCAAGCUCUGCGAAGCUGUCUGCCCUGCCCAGGCUAUCACUAUCGAGGCCGAGGAGCGUGCUGACGGCUCCCGCCGAACUACCCGGUACGAUAUUGACAUGACCAAGUGCAUCUACUGCGGCUUCUGCCAAGAGUCCUGCCCCGUCGAUGCCAUUGUUGAAUCUCCCAAUGCCGAGUACGCGACCGAGACUAGGGAAGAGCUCCUCUACAACAAGGAGAAGCUUCUCUCCAAUGGUGACAAGUGGGAGUCUGAGCUGGCCGCUGCUAUCCGAGCUGACGCUCCUUAUCGCUAA